This is a messenger RNA of Momordica charantia (bitter melon), 779 nucleotides long. RefSeq lists its product as uncharacterized. Lineage: Eukaryota; Viridiplantae; Streptophyta; Magnoliopsida; Cucurbitales; Cucurbitaceae. The record is from RefSeq and is a predicted model, not a curated record.
UCCCACCCCUCCCAUCCCAUUCUUCCCCAAAUCCCUCUCUCUCUCACACAAAAACCACAGCCCAUAAACCCCUCUCUCUCUCUCUCUCUCUCUCUCUCUCUGAGAUUGAGCCCAUGGCCUUAUUUGGCAGCCACAGCCACAGCCACAGCCACUGGAUCUCCUCAAUAAUCUUGUUGGUGGGUUUUUUUUCUUCUUCUUCUUCUUCUUCAUCGAUUUCUGAUGAAUCGUCGGUCCACGAGCUUCUCCGGUCGAUGGGGCUGCCGGCGGGGCUGGUGCCGAAGCAAGUGAAGUCGUACACGGUGGCUGAAAAUGGGCGGCUGGAGGUGCUUUUGGAUGCCCCAUGUAUGGCCACUUACGAGAACAGAGUCAUUUUCGACUCUGUUUUCAGCGCCAAUCUCUCCUACGGCAGCUUGAUCGGAGUCCAGGGUUUGUCCCAGGAAGAGCUCUUUCUAUGGCUUCCGGUUAAGGACAUAAUCGUCAAUUACCCCACUUCUGGGGUCAUUCUCAUCGACAUUGGCGUCGCCCAUAAACAGCUCUCUCUCUCCCUCUUUGAAGAUCCCCCUGAUUGUAACCCUCAAGUUUCAUUGAGGAAUCCUCUGAGGAAGGAGAGAGGCUUUGAAUCUCUAAGAUGAGGAGAAAGAGGGAAAAAAAAAGAAAAAAGAAAAAAAGAAUUGUCAAACUUAAGCUUCCAACUUUUGUAUUUAUAUCAUUUUAAUGUAAUAAUUCUAAUUUGUCACACUUUAGUAUAUAAUGAAGAGCUUUGUGUGGUGGAAUUUUGA